UCUCUACUCUAACACAAUUCAUUUGUAGCCAAUUCUUAUUCUUUUUCUCUCUUUCUCUCUGCUUGCGGUGCUUCACAAGCCAAAUCUAACUUGUCUCUGUUUUCUCCGAUCUAGUACUACUAUCAAUGGCCGGAAAAGGAGAUGGUCCUGCUAUCGGAAUCGAUCUCGGCACCACCUACUCCUGCGUCGAAGUGUGGCAGCACGACCGUGUCGAAAUCAUCGCCAAUGACCAGGGUAACAGAACCACGCCGUCUUACGUCGCUUUCACUGAUUCCGAGCGUUUGAUCGGUGACGCCGCCAAGAACCAGGUCACCAUGAACCCCGUCAACACCGUCUUCGAUGCUAAGCGUUUGAUUGGAAGGAGAUUUUCUGAUGCCUCCGUUCAGAGUGACAUGAAGCUAUGGCCAUUUAAGGUCAUCCCUGGUCCUGCUGACAAACCUAUGAUUGUGGUCAACUACAAGGGUGAGGACAAGCAGUUCUCCGCUGAGGAAAUUUCUUCCAUGGUUCUCAUGAAGAUGCGUGAGAUUGCCGAGGCUUAUCUCGGUUCCACAGUGAAGAAUGCCGUGGUCACUGUUCCCGCUUACUUCAAUGACUCCCAGCGUCAGGCCACGAAGGAUGCUGGAGUCAUUGCGGGUCUCAAUGUCAUGCGUAUCAUCAAUGAACCCACUGCUGCUGCCAUUGCUUACGGUCUUGACAAGAAGGCCACCAGUGUGGGUGAGAAGAACGUGUUGAUUUUUGACUUGGGUGGUGGUACCUUUGAUGUCUCUCUUCUCACAAUUGAGGAGGGUAUUUUUGAGGUCAAGGCCACUGCCGGAGAUACUCAUCUUGGAGGAGAAGAUUUUGAUAACAGGAUGGUUAACCAUUUUGUUCAGGAAUUCAAGAGGAAGCACAAGAAGGACAUCAAUGGAAACCCUAGGGCUCUUAGGAGGUUGAGGACUGCCUGUGAAAGGGCGAAGAGGACCCUAUCAUCUACUGCACAAACCACAAUUGAGAUAGAUUCUCUUUAUGAGGGUGUUGACUUCUACACAACAAUCACCCGUGCCAGGUUUGAGGAGCUCAACAGGGAUCUCUUCAGGAAGUGUAUGGAGCCCGUUGAGAAGUGUUUGAGGGAUGCUAAGAUGGGCAAGAGCACUGUCCAUGACGUUGUCCUUGUUGGUGGAUCCACUAGAAUUCCUAAAGUGCAGCAAUUGUUGCAGGAUUUCUUCAAUGGCAAGGAGCUUUGCAAGAGCAUUAACCCCGAUGAGGCCGUUGCUUAUGGAGCUGCUGUACAGGCUGCUAUUUUGAGUGGUGAGGGCAACGAGAAAGUGCAGGAUUUGCUGUUGUUGGAUAAGUACAAGGCCGAGGAUGAGGAGCACAAGAAGAAGGUCGACGCAAAGAAUGCUUUGGAGAACUAUGCCUACAACAUGAGGAACACCAUUAAGGAUGAGAAGAUUGCAUCAAAGCUUUCUGAUGACGACAAGAAGAAAAUCAAAGAUGCCAUCGAGAGUGCUAUUCAGUGGUUGGAUGGAAACCAGCUAGCGGAGGCUGACGGGUUGGAAGACAAGAUGAAGGAGCUUGAGAGCAUUUGCAACCCAAUCAUUGCCAAAAUGUACAAAGCUGAAGAUGAGAUGUAUAGGAAGAAGGUAGAAGCAAGGCAUGCAUUGGAGAAGUACGCAUACAACAUAAGGAAUGCUAUAAACGAUAAGGGGAUUAGUUUGAAGCUUUCUCCGGAAGACAAGGAAAAGAUCAAUGAUGCAGUUGAUCGUGCCUUAGAAUGGCUUGAGGUCACAGUGGAUGCAGAUGUUGACGAGAUCCGGCGCAUUCUUUCUAGCAUCUUGUCAUCCAUCUUUUCAUGCAUUGCUGGUAGUAAUAAAAUAAAGACGUUCUGGUUAGAAGAAUUGAGGAAAUUCGCUCUCAAAGCAGUAUUUUUAGCUGGGAAAAUCAUUGGGUUUGUUUUUGAAAGGAAGUUGUAAAUUGAAUCGGAUCUCAUUCUUUGGAGAAGCAAAAUGAAUAGCAUGCUAUCAACCUUAAAGGUUGCAGUUUCUGUUGUUAAUGUUGUAAUACAUGAUUUCUGGUGUAUGUGAUCCCUUUUGUCAGAAUGGUUUAUUUUUCUCUUCCUACUGCAUCUUGUUAUGCACUAUACUACUGCUAUUGGUGUUUUACGACGUUUCAUUAGACUCUACUGUGCCCU
Glycine soja is the source of this 2170-nucleotide messenger RNA. RefSeq names its product heat shock cognate 70 kDa protein-like. Lineage: Eukaryota; Viridiplantae; Streptophyta; Magnoliopsida; Fabales; Fabaceae. The record is from RefSeq and is a predicted model, not a curated record. Gene Ontology annotation, molecular function: ATP binding; heat shock protein binding; ATP-dependent protein folding chaperone. Gene Ontology annotation, biological process: protein refolding; cellular response to unfolded protein. Gene Ontology annotation, cellular component: cytoplasm. The coding region runs from base 126 to 1952 and encodes 608 amino acids. The transcript has 3 exons.